UGCUUGUUGUUGUGCAAUUCAUCAUGUGGUUUCCUCAGUAUAGUUUCAGACAGAUUGUGACAUGCCUCUGCAACAGAUUGAGCUGAGUUUCCCACUGACGUAUCAUCUGUUGGCAGGUGUUCAGAUAUGUGCUUGUGAACUUCAGAUCCCACAUCACUCCUCAGUAGAGAAUAAGGAACCAAGCCACAGACAUGACGGAGAGACGUGGAUUAUUUGCCAUGUGGAAAGAGCUGCUGCUGGGAUUGUGCGUGCUGCUGCUGCUGCUCACCUCUGCAGGUUUAGUCUUUCUGCUUGUUCAGCAGACAGAGCUGGUGAAGGAGAUGGUCAGGUUGGACACUCAGGUGCAGGAGCUGUCACAGAGCUGCAAACUGUCCACAGAACCUGGACAUGUGAAGACGCUUCACCGCAGCAGGCGAAACCAGGAUGGGGAACCGACACAAAGUGAGGAUCAGGCGGACAUGCUGAUGUUGAUGACAUACUCCAUGGUCCCUGUCAAAUCCCUCGCCGACCUGUGUAGCAACAACAAAGGAGCUUGUAUAACAGGUCCACCUGGACCACCCGGACCGCCAGGUUUGCCAGGUAGAGCAGGCUCACUGGGGCCGCAGGGUGUGCCAGGGCCGAAGGGGAAACGAGGAAGAAGAGGUCUCUCUGGCCCAAGGGGUCCACCAGGUCCGACUGGUUUACCUGGUCCAGUCUGUCCAGCCUGUUAUUGGACUGAAAUGAGAAACAAAACCAUCUGUGGGCAUCGUCAUCAACCCAACACGAAUUCAACUCCUCUCCCGACCAGAGCGGCUUUCACAGAAAACAGUACAAGAAUAAACAAGUCUGAAUCAACAACAUCACACGCAAUCACGUCAUAUGUUUCUGACUUGAGGAAACUUUUCAACACGACAGCGAAACCUGCAUCGGUAUCAUUUAAUCUGAACUACAGCAGCAACAACACCUUGAAUGAUACCAACACAGCGGCACCAGUAAAAUUAUCAACAGGUCGACAUAUUGACACCUUAAAUCAUGGCAGAGGAAAUGUCACCUAUACUCCAGUUACUAAUGAAUCAGUUUCUCUGCAUCCAGACAACAGAUACGACACCAACACAGGGAAUGUUACAGAGGCACCGGGAAAUCUGCUAACAGUGUUACCAACGCCACAUUCAACAGAUCAAGCCAGAGAUAGCUUUACUUUUAAUCCCUCGCAGAGACAGACAAACAAUGACAUGGAAACUGUGUCGUCUUAUAAACACUACAACCGUGUAAACGUCUCCAACACUGAGAACACUACAGGGACACCAACACAGUUAACAACAGUGUAUUCUACAGCUUCACCCAUUGUGGACCAAUUCAGAGAUGUCGUCACUGACAACAAAACCACAAUUGAUUUGGCUGUGCAACAUGAGUCGGAGUUAUUUCAUCAAAACAAAAGCCAUGACCGUUUCACUGAUACUACAAGUGAGAAUGUUACAGAGGCACCAGUGAACUUGACAACUUCAGUUUCUGCAGAAUUGACUCCAAGGAGCAACACUAGCAGUGGAAACAUUAUCAAUACAACUAUGGAAAGAGGUCUGCUGUCUGAAAACCAAACCAGUGACGCCUUCAAUGUUAGUGGGACCAUGAAUGAAAUACUCAUGCAAAGUGGCUCAAGGAACAACAAGCUAAAUUCAACUGAAUCACCAACACCAUAUUCACCUGACCACAUGAACGUUACUGAGCCUAUGAACUUCCUGAACACAACCAUGGAGCCUGUGUCAUUUUCUAAAGACCACAACAACAACAGCGUGAAUGUCUCCAACACCGAGAACAUUACAGAGACACCGACACGGUUAACAACAGCUCCACUCAUAGUGGACCGUAACAUGUACGCCAGCAGCGACAACAGAACCACUACCCAUUUACCCGUGAAACAUGCAGAAUCACCAACACCACAUCCACCUGACAACAUGAACGUCACUGACUCUGGGACCCUUCUGAACACUGACAUGGAGCCUGAGUCGGUGUCAUAUCAUCAAAACAACAGCCAUGACCAUUUGACUGAUACCACAAGUGAGGAUGUGACAGAGGCACCAGAGAACUUAUUGACAAGUAGGAUAAUCUCUUUUAAAUGAUGAUAGAGUAAUAGA
Molecule: messenger RNA, 2111 nt
Organism: Solea solea (common sole)
Lineage: Eukaryota; Metazoa; Chordata; Actinopteri; Pleuronectiformes; Soleidae
Product: mucin-2-like
Exons: 22
Coding region: 192-2096 (634 amino acids)
Source: RefSeq, a predicted model, not a curated record